AGCUGAAUAUUUGCGAUGACGUUGACAUGUUUACAUUUCGGUUUUGUUCACAUUCACGGCUUCAUCACCAACAGUUUACUGCUCCAACAGUGCAAUUUCGUAUUAAACUCUCUUUCCAAAUUUGCAGAAUAUUUUCAAAGGUUAUCCUUUCUACCGACUGCAAAAAUGAUUUCUGAUGUCCAGCUGGCCGUGUUCUGCAACGUUCUGGGUGUGUUCCUGUUCCUUCUGGUGGUUGGAUUCCAUUACAUAAACGCCAACAUGGGAAGAACUGCCAGCCUAACAAAACAUAAAUGAAGGUACGUUGGAUUCUUUAAGCAUUAGAAUAACUUCUUUUCCACAAAAAUGUUGUUUUGUUCGGAAAUUUCUAGCGUGUAAGUUUGAAUUGAAUAAAAAAAAAUGACAGAAGUCAGAUAAUGAUGUCCAUAACAGAAUAA
Armigeres subalbatus is the source of this 434-nucleotide messenger RNA. RefSeq lists its product as uncharacterized. NCBI's taxonomy places the organism in Eukaryota, Metazoa, Arthropoda, Insecta, Diptera, Culicidae. The coding region runs from base 16 to 294 and encodes 92 amino acids. The transcript is spliced from 3 exons. The record is from RefSeq and is a predicted model, not a curated record.